AUGGACGACCUCUAUGAUGAGUUCGGUAACUACAUCGGCGAUGCAGAAUCCGACGAGGAGCAUCAUGAAGAUGUACAGCCUCAAGCCUUCAAGUUCGAUGAGGCUUUCGAUGAUGAAGAAGAAGAGGAAGUUAAUGAUCAACAACUGAUGGAAAUCGAUGAGGGUCCUUCGAAUGCGGUCAUAUUGCACGAAGACAAACAAUACUACCCCAGCGCACAGCAAGUGUACGGCGAGGAUGUCGAAACCAUGGUCCAGGAGGAAGAUGCCCAGCCAUUAUCAGAACCCAUUAUUGCUCCUGUCCAGCAGAAGAAAUUUGCGAUCUCAGAGACCGAACUCCCACCCGUACACUUCGAGAGAGAGUUCAUGUCCGAUCUUUUGAACUUCCCAGCACAGACCAGGAACGUUGCAAUUGUUGGUCACCUGCACCAUGGAAAGACUGCUUUUAUGGAUAUGCUGGUCAAACAGACUCACGACCUAACAGAGCGGCUGGAGAAGCGCACAGGACGGAAGAGAGAAGAACAACUGCGAUACACCGAUGUCCAUUUCCUAGAGAGAGAGCGUGGUCUCUCAAUCAAGUCAGCACCGAUGAGUCUCGCAAAUCUCACCUGCUCAACCUCCUUGAUACCCCCCGGGCAUGUGAAUUUUGUCGACGAGGUGGCUGCCUCUAUCCGCCUAGCUGAUGGCGUGGUACUGGUUGUGGAUGUUGUUGAAGGUGUUCAAGCGAACACUGAGCAAAUUAUCAAGCAUGCAGUAUUGGAAGAUCUCCCAUUGACCUUGAUAGUCAACAAGAUGGAUCGACUCAUUCUUGAGCUCAAACUUCCUCCCAAUGAUGCUUAUUUCAAAUUGAAACAUGUGAUUGAAGAAGUUAAUACAAUCAUUGAAAACAUUUUGCCAGGGCAAGGCGAGCGACGACGACUGAGCCCCGAGAAGGGCAAUGUUGGAUUCGCAUCAAGCUCAAUGAACUGGUGCUUUACAUUGCAGUCAUUUGCCCGGAUGUACGCAGACACCUACCCGAGCUUGGACUCGACACAAUUUGCUGCGCGACUUUGGGGUGACAUCUUCUACAAUCCCCAGAGCCGAAAGUUCACUCGCAAAGGAAUAGAGGAGAACGCAAAGCGGUCAUUCGUCAAGUUUGUCUUAGAGCCGAUCUACAAGCUCUACUCUCACACACUAAGCGAGAGUCCUGAGGAUUUGAAACAGACUCUGGCUAGCGUCGGCGUCAAUUUGAAGCCAUCUCAGCUCAAGACCGAUGCCAAGGAGCUGCUCAGUCUGGUCUGCGAGAAAUUCUUUGGACCCGCCACUGGCUUUGUGGACAUGGUUGUUCAGCACGUUCCUUCCCCGGUGGAAGGUGCCCAGAGAGCAUUGGAGCGAUACUACACUGGGCCUGUGGAUACCAAGGUUGGGGCCUCGAUGGUCGCUUGUAACCAAGACGGACCUCUGGUUAUCCAUGUCACAAAACUCUUCAGCAGUACCGAUGCUGGAAGUUUCUACUCAUUUGGAAGAAUUAUGAGCGGCACAGCGCGGCCUGGUCAGCAGGUCCGUGUCCUCGGCGAAGGUUACACCCCAGAAGACGAGGAAGACAUGGUGGUAGCAACCAUCUCCGACACGUGGAUUGCGGAAACGCGUUACAACAUCCCGACCAACGGUGUCCCCGCCGGAAACUGGGUUCUUUUGGGUGGCGUCGAUAACUCUAUUGUCAAGACCGCGACACUAGUGCCCCUGAAGCUCGAAGAUGACGAGGAGGCGUACAUCUUCCGCCCGAUUCGGCACAUGACUGAAUCAGUUUUUAAGGUCGCUGUGGAGCCGGUCAACCCAUCAGAACUUCCCAAGAUGUUGGAUGGAUUGCGGAAAAUCAACAAGAGCUACCCCCUCAUCUCAACCAAAGUUGAGGAGUCUGGCGAGCAUGUGGUUCUAGGAACCGGCGAGCUUUACAUGGACUGUGUGCUCCAUGAUCUCCGGAAACUUUAUUCGGAGAUGGAGAUCAAGGUCUCCGACCCCGUUACACGCUUCUGUGAGACCGUGGUGGAAACCUCAGCCAUCAUGUGUUACUCGAUCACUCCGAAUAAGAAGAAUAAAAUCACAAUGAUUGCGGAGCCAUUAGAUGAUGGGAUUGCAGAGGAUAUUGAGAGUGGCAAGGUUAAUAUCAAGGACCCUAUUCGGAAGGUUGCUCGAUACUUCGAGGACAAUUAUGAUUGGGAUAAGCUUGCAGCCCGAAGCAUCUGGGCGUUUGGGCCCGAUGAAAUGGGUCCCAAUAUUCUCCAAGACGACACUUUACCCUCUCAAGUGGAUAAGAAACUUCUUGGUACCGUCAGAGACUCUAUCACUCAAGGAUUCAGCUGGGGUACACGGGAAGGCCCUCUUUGUGAAGAACCCAUUCGAAACACAAAGUUCAGGCUUACGGAUGUGUCCCUGGCUGAUCAGGCUAUCUACCGCGGUGGAGGCCAGAUUAUUCCCACAGCCCGCCGUGCUGUCUACUCCUCCUUCCUCAUGGCGUCUCCCCGUCUUAUGGAGCCGAUCUAUUCUUGCACAAUGACAGGACCUGCAGACGCAGUGGCUUCUGUGUACACAGUCUUGUCCCGCCGAAGGGGUCACGUCUUGUCAGACGGCCCCAUCGCGGGCACACCUCUUUACUCCGUACGUGGCUUGAUCCCAGUGAUUGACUCAUUCGGAUUUGAGACCGAUCUCCGAAUUCACACCCAAGGUCAAGCUAUGGUAAACCUUGCGUUCGAUAAGUGGAGUGUGGUUCCUGGUGAUCCACUGGACCGUGAUAUCAAACUCAAGCCCUUGGAGAUGGCCCCUGCCAUGGCCACUGCUUGGGACUUUGUCUUGAAGACACGGAGGCGCAAGGGUCUGGCCGAAGAUGUCACUGUGAGCAAGUUCUUGGAGCCAGAGCUUUGGAAGGGAUUGAAGGAAAGUGGUGUGCUAGAUUCAUGA
Messenger RNA from Penicillium vulpinum, 2934 nucleotides. Its product is annotated as U5 snRNP component Snu114, putative. Bases 1 to 2934 code for a protein of 977 amino acids. Gene Ontology annotation, cellular component: U2-type catalytic step 2 spliceosome; cytosol; U4/U6 x U5 tri-snRNP complex. The record is from RefSeq and is a predicted model, not a curated record. NCBI's taxonomy places the organism in Eukaryota, Fungi, Ascomycota, Eurotiomycetes, Eurotiales, Aspergillaceae. The transcript is spliced from 5 exons. Gene Ontology annotation, biological process: mRNA splicing, via spliceosome. Gene Ontology annotation, molecular function: U5 snRNA binding; GTP binding; GTPase activity.